GGGAAGUGGGAGUCUGGACCGAGAACUUCUCAUAAACACGUCUGCUUUUCUCCCGGUCAGCAGGCACCGGUGUUUCAGGCGGUACGGAGCUGACAGGCUGAAACCCAGCGGGUUGGAGUCCGGCGGGAUUUAAGAGGCAGACAGACAGUUAUGGGCUCCUUGUUUCGCAGCGAGGAGGUGUGCCUCGUGCAGCUCUUCCUUCAGUCCGGCUCGGCCUACAAUUGUGUCAGCGAGCUGGGAGAACUGGGCCUGGUGGAAUUCAGGGACUUAAACCCCAACGUGAACGCCUUUCAGAGGAAGUUUGUUGGCGAGGUUAGACGAUGUGAGGAACUUGAGAAGACUUUUACCCUCCUGGAGCAGGAGAUCAAUCGCUCCCUGUCUCCACCCUUGCAGUGUCCCCUCCCUCCUCCAUGCCCAAUACCUUUGGCCCCUCAGCCCCGAGAGCUCAUCACCAUAGAGGAGGAAUGUGAGAGGCUGGCCAGAGAGCUCAAAGAGGUUUCCAGGAACAGAGACAGCCUCCGGGCUCAGAUGACCCAGCUCUGUCAGUACAGAGGAGUCCUGACCAGGACGCACUCUCUCACAGCAUCACAGGCACCUCCACCUAUGCUGGAAAGUCAAGGCUUGUUCGAUCACCACCAAGAUGUCCGCCUCAGUUUUGUGGCAGGAGUGGUCCAUCCUUGGAAGGUCCCCUCAUUUGAGCGGUUGUUAUGGCGAGCGUGUCGCGGUUAUAUCAUCGUGGAUUUCAGAGAAAUGGAGGAUCGUCUGGAGCACCCGGAGACGGGGGAAAUGGUGCAGUGGACGGUGUUCCUCAUCUCCUAUUGGGGAGAUCAGAUCGGACAGAAAGUGAAGAAGAUAUGUGACUGUUUCCACACACAGACGUUUGCAUACCCUGAGAGCACCACUGAGAGAGAGGAGAUUCUCCAGGGACUUCAAGGCAGGAUCGAAGACAUCAAAUCAGUGUUGUCACAGACCGAGGCCUUCCUGCAGCAGCUGCUGAUGCGGGCGGUGGCUGUGUUGCCCCAGUGGAAGGUGCGCGUGCAGAAGUGUAAGGCGGUCCAGUUGGUGCUGAAUCUCUGCAGCCCCUCUGUCACAGACAAAUGCCUGAUCGCUGAGGCCUGGUGUCCCACUGCCAAGCUGCCUGAGCUGCAGAGCGCUCUGAGAGAGGGAGGGAGGAAGAGUGGCAGUACAGUUGACUCCUUCUACAACCGCCUGCCCUCCACCACCUCUCCACCCACCCUGUUUCCCCUCAACUCUUUCACGGCUGGUUUCCAGAACAUCGUUGAUGCCUAUGGGGUGGCAAGCUACCGUGAAGUCAAUCCAGCGGUGUACACCAUAAUUACAUUCCCCUUCCUGUUUGCUGUGAUGUUUGGGGAUGUGGGUCAUGGUCUACUGAUGACUCUGGCUGCCCUCUGGAUGGUCAUUGAGGAGAAGGACCCCAAACUCAAGAACAGCAACAAUGAGAUCUGGAGGAUGAUGUUUGGAGGAAGGUAUCUGAUUCUGCUGAUGGGACUGUUCUCUGUAUACACGGGGGCCAUUUACAACGAAUGCUUCAGCAGAGGCCUCAGUCCCUUCAGCUCAGCAUGGCACGUCGGCCCCAUGUUCGAAAACAACUACUGGAAUUCAUCAGUCCUGGCAACGAACCAGUAUUUGACAAUGAAUCCUAGUGUGGCUGGUGUCUUCACCAGCCCCUAUCCAUUUGGCAUUGACCCGGUGUGGGGGCUGGCCAACAACAAACUCACCUUCCUUAACUCUUACAAGAUGAAGAUGUCAGUCAUCAUCGGUGUCAUUCACAUGACUUUUGGAGUCUGCUUGUCAUUCUUCAACUACUGGCACUUUGGCCAAAUAAGCAAUGUGUUCUUUGUGCUGAUCCCCGAGCUCUUCUUCAUGCUCUGUCUUUUUGGCUACCUGUUGUUCAUGGUGAUCUUCAAGUGGAUCGUCUACACUGCUGCAGAGUCCGAUGUCGCUCCCAGUAUACUUAUCCACUUCAUAGACAUGUUCCUCUUCACAGACAACCCUGACAACCCAAAGCUCUAUGAAGGACAGAUUGUGGUGCAGAAGAUCCUGGUGGUGCUGGCCCUGUGUUCUGUCCCGGUCCUCCUGCUAGGGAAACCCACAUAUGAAUACAUGACAUUCAAGAAAAGACGACGUCAAGUGGAGGAAGACAGACGCCCGCUGGUGGCCGAUGACGGCUCCAUCAACACUCGUCAGGGGGAGGUGGAGGGAGUAGCUGCUGAAGAGGAGGAGUUUGAUGCUGCCGACGUGUUCAUGCAUCAGGCCAUCCACACCAUAGAGUACUGCUUGGGCUGCAUCUCCAACACCGCCUCAUACCUCCGACUCUGGGCUCUCAGUUUGGCGCACGCACAGCUCUCAGAGGUGUUGUGGGUGAUGGUGAUGCGUCUCGCCCUGAAGUGGGAGGGCUAUGUGGGAGCUGUAGUCCUCUUUGUGAUUUUUGCCUUCUUUGCUAUAUUGACUGUCUCCAUCCUGCUGGUUAUGGAGGGACUCUCAGCUUUCCUGCAUGCGCUACGUCUGCACUGGGUGGAGUUUCAGAACAAGUUCUACAGCGGAUCAGGCUACAAGCUCAGCCCUUUCUCUUUCUCAACUAUAAUCAAUUUAUCAGCUGCUCUGUGAACGGCCAAACAUUUACUUAGGAUUGUCACACAGUUUUGUUAACUUAUGAAUCCUCUUAAGUACUUGGACUGCAACUACAAACAUCAGAAUGACUUCAUCUCUCCGUCUUAACAAUGGUACUCUUUUGCCUGCAGGCUAUGAAACGGUUUAAUUGACUUGCACAAUGAUCACGAUGGUAAAGACUGUUAUUUUUGCAGCGAUAGAAUGAUUCCCAAAAUAAUGAAUUACAAUUGCAUUAUAUGAAAUGAAAAAAUCUAAUUUUGUAUCCCCUUACUAAUUGUUUUCACUGUCAGUGUUAUGUACUGUUUACUAAUUACUCUGUCGGUCACUAAAAACAUAGUAAUCAUGUACUUUUCACUGUAUGAACGUGUGUUGUAGACAUCAGUUAUGAAAAGGGAAAACACACCGGUGAAUGAAUCUGUUCUGCAGUUUAAGGGAACGUAUGAUUGUUGAACUGUUGGAUUGUGCUUUGAUAAGCCAGCCCUGUAGGAUUCUCCAAAUGAUAGCAGGGAAUUAUCUUAAUGAUUUUCAUGAGCCAAAGAUUCUUUUUCCUCAUUGUCAUGUCUUCCGUAUGCGCACACACACAUACACAAAACAGGUACUUAUUGGUAGUAAAAGUUUUUCAUGUGCCUUACAGGGGCUGUGGCUUGUUUAUCCAUUAAGUCUUUUGGACGGAUCAUAACUUUCAUCAUCAUGCCACCAUUCUGAACAAGACUCUGGCCGGACAUUUCUCUUUUUUCCUGCUGGUUUGCACUGUAAAAUGGAUCAAAUUUGAACUGAAAUUAAAUAUGAUUCUCUUGUUUAA
This is a messenger RNA of Epinephelus moara (kelp grouper), 3433 nucleotides long. RefSeq names its product T cell immune regulator 1, ATPase H+ transporting V0 subunit a3b (gene tcirg1b). NCBI's taxonomy places the organism in Eukaryota, Metazoa, Chordata, Actinopteri, Perciformes, Serranidae. Gene Ontology annotation, cellular component: plasma membrane; vacuolar proton-transporting V-type ATPase complex; vacuolar proton-transporting V-type ATPase, V0 domain. Gene Ontology annotation, molecular function: proton-transporting ATPase activity, rotational mechanism; ATPase binding. The record is from RefSeq and is a predicted model, not a curated record. The transcript has 21 exons. The coding region runs from base 151 to 2628 and encodes 825 amino acids. Gene Ontology annotation, biological process: vacuolar acidification; proton transmembrane transport.